AUGUCUUCCAACCAAGGGCAAGCGCCCCCGGGCUCCCAGGGGCAGCGGGCACCGGUGGGCACUCUGCUGGGACAGUCGCAGGCCGACCUCAACAAGAUCGUUCUCGAGUACCUCCUGAAAAAGGGGUACUACCGCACCGAGAUGAUGUUUCGCUCCGAGAGUGCCUCGCAACCGACCCCGGCGCCAGCGCCGGUUACUCCCGCCACGCUGAGACUAGCCGGUCCUCAGGAGAUUGGUGGCGACCUGGAACGUGAUCUUAGAAAUAAGGUCACCCGAACGGAGCGUGAAAUCAGUCAGCUAAAGGAGCGCCAGAACCAGGUGGAACGCGAACUCGCCGAGACCCGCGACCGGGAACACCAAUUGGUUAAGGAGAAAGAGUUACGGGAUUUACAGAGAUUAGAGGAGCGUAAGCGCGACGACGACCCCGAUGUCUACGAUACUGCGUACCUGAUGCUUCGGCGGUGGGUGAACACGUCGUUAGAUUUGUAUAAGCCCGAAUUGCUGCGGAUGCUUUAUCCUUUGUUUGUCCAGUGUUUUUUGGAGCUUGUGUCCAAGAACUAUCCUGCUCAAGCUAAGGAGUUCUUCGACAAGUACAAGAGCGACCACACCGUGAUGCACGGUACGGAAAUCGGCCAAUUGGCGGGGAUCUCGUUACCGGACCACCUUGCCGAAAACGAAGUUGCCCAAGCGUUUCGUACCCACCGCUACCGCAUCAUGGUGCUGAAGACGUCGCUCAAUCUCUUAUUAUACUUCUUGCACGAGAACGAAGCCGUCGGGGGUGCUAUUCUCAUUCGCAUCAUCAACCAGUACCUCGACCCCGAAAUUGCCACCACUAACCCGGAUAAAGUUGCUGGUGAAGGUGAAGCUAACCCCGAUGAGGGUAUUUCCGAGUUUACCACUCAGGGUAACGAAGUUGACCAAUUUAACCAACAACCAGUGAAACUCGGUAAACUCCCACUUGACCCCGAAGUGCAAAAGGAAGUGGAAGCGGAAAUCAAGGUUAAAGAUGAAACCGUCGAUUUAGUCAACGGCAAGCUGCUUACUGACGAAUUCGCCGAGAUGACCAAGCCUGACGCCGACGCUCCUGCGCGAGAACUGUUGCCUCUCCCAUUGCGUGAUGCUAACGACAUCAAGCGGAUUAUUCUCCUGGUGGAAGACCUGCGGCAGAAGAUUAAAUUGGGGGCAGUGCAAGCAGCAGCACCCCUGGUGUGUAUGUACACUUUCCACAACACCAACAACGACUUGACUUGUCUCAAUUUCAACGAAGACCUGAAUUUGAUUGCUGGGGGGUUCCAGGACCUGUACGUCAAGUUGUGGCUGUUGGACGGCAAGCCGCUCAAACUGGUGAUGAAGCGGGACCCUCACAACAACGAUAACCUGCGUAAAUUGGUGGGUCACCUGGGCCCCGUAUACGGGGUGCUGUUCUCUCCUGACAACCGGUUCUUAGUGCUGGCGUCGCAAGAUAAGACCGUCCGUUUAUGGUCGCUUGAUGCCUACCAGGCGUUAGUGAGCUACAAGGGUCACUUGCUGCCGAUCUGGGACGUCAAGUUCCUGCCGAUGGGCCACUACUUUGUCACUGGUUCCCACGACCAGACGGCGAGAUUGUGGGCCACCGACCACAUCUACCCGCUCCGGAUCUUCGCCGGGCACAUCAACGACGUCGACUGUGUCGAUUUCCACCCCAACUCUAACUACGUGUUCACAGGGUCGCUGGACAGACUGUGUCGGAUGUGGGACGUGCAAACGGGUAACUGUGUGCGGGUGUUUAUGGGCCACACCCAGCCGGUCAACUGUAUGGCGGUGCUGCCGGAUGGCCGGUGGUUGGCGUCGGCCGGGGAAGACCUGGUGAUCAACAUCUGGGACUGCGGUCUGGGCCGCCGCCUCAAGACGAUGAAGGGCCACGGGCGCCAGCUGAUCUACUCGUUGGCGUUCUCGCGCGAUGGGCUGGUACUUGUCAGUGGCGGCGCCGACAACACCGUGCGGGUGUGGGACGUGAAGAAGAAUACCAACGACGCCGGUCCCGAGCCCGAGGCGUUCACCGAUGGCGCCGAUACUCGAAGCAAGGGCCAGGAUAAAAACAGAAAGGAGAUCAUCGCCUCCAGCGACCACAUGACGGCGUACUUCACUAAGAAGACCCCCGUGUACAAGGUCCACUUUACUCGACGCAACCUCUGUUUGGCGGGCGGGGCGUUUAUGGGAUGA
Molecule: messenger RNA, 2202 nt
Organism: Diutina rugosa
Lineage: Eukaryota; Fungi; Ascomycota; Pichiomycetes; Serinales; Debaryomycetaceae
Product: chromatin modification protein
Exons: 1
Coding region: 1-2202 (733 amino acids)
Biological process (GO): transcription initiation at RNA polymerase II promoter
Cellular component (GO): transcription factor TFIID complex
Molecular function (GO): RNA polymerase II general transcription initiation factor activity; protein binding
Source: RefSeq, a predicted model, not a curated record